Messenger RNA from Vigna angularis (adzuki bean), 2204 nucleotides. RefSeq names its product probable lysophospholipase BODYGUARD 3. The transcript is spliced from 4 exons. NCBI's taxonomy places the organism in Eukaryota, Viridiplantae, Streptophyta, Magnoliopsida, Fabales, Fabaceae. The record is from RefSeq and is a predicted model, not a curated record. The coding region runs from base 464 to 1954 and encodes 496 amino acids.
UCUAAACAAGGCUAGUGUGGUGCAUAUUUCGGGUGAAGGGGAAAUUGCUACUUCUGUGAGAGGUUCAACAACCAACUACUUUUUUUUUUUCUUGGCCAACAAAUGCUGUUUAAUGAACAAUCAAUUCUUGUUUCACUUCUCUCUCUCUCUCUCUCUCUCUCUCUCUGCUUCUGUGAGAAGAAGUUUUAAUUUAAGAGAGCCAAGCCCACACGCUUUCAUCCAACCAAACAUAACUAAAUAAGAAGGGUAUUGCUAGUACUUGCCCUUGCGUCCUUCCACUAACCCACCCUUUAAGAUAUCAUCUUAUUCUGCUGUCUUUGCUACCAUCACUGCCUCCAUUUUUCAUAUGGCAUUCUCCACUCCAUUUAGGAUACAUAAAUAGACACGCUUUUUUCCUUUUUUUUCUUCACCCUUCUGCCUUCUCCAUUCUCACACCCAUCACCAUUUUCUUCUCUUUCUCUUCAUGCAAAUGGGUGUCACGGCCAAGGCCAGAUCCGCUCUGGCAAUGACUGGGAGGCUUCUCAAUGAGGCAGUGAGCUUCGUCGUUUUCUGUGUGCUGGACCUCGUUGAUUUUCUCUUGUGCUUUCUUUUCAAAGCUGUGGACUUGUGGAUUGAGGCAGAUUUCAGACCCUGCUAUUGCUCUUCCACAAGGGAAGCAAUCACGAGCAGUGGGAAGAUCUUGGUUUCUGAGCAAGGCGGGGAAUCCAAGAUCGUUUCCCUCACCUCAUCCAAGCUUCGGUUGGAGGAUAUCUCUGACACCCUUUACUCUCGACCCUCUUUGGUCUCCGAGGUUUCAAAACUAACCCUCAACGAGCUCAAGAGGUUCAAGUUGGAGGAUCCUGUUCUACAUUCCAGGAGAGGAAACGGAAACGGAAACGGAAACGGGAACUCACGUUGUUCCACAUUCACCGUCAACACCACCAUUGUCGAAAUGCUCCAGGGCAAAAUCGGAAGACACCAACCUCAACAGAUUCCUAGAUGGUCCGACUGCGAUUGCAAAUACUGCACGAGUUGGAUCUCUUCUUCAUGCUCUCCUCACAACAACACCAGUGCCAAAGCCACUCUCUUUGUAAACUCCCAUUGUCCCACCACAGAUGAAGCAGGAGAUGACGUGGUGUUCAUACACGGGUUCAUUUCGUCGUCAUUAUUUUGGAGUGAGACAGUGUUCCCGAACCUUUCCAGCGCGGCUAAGUCCAGUUACCGGUUAUUCGCGGUUGAUCUUCUUGGGUUCGGGAGGAGUCCAAAACCGAGCGAGUCAAUGUACACGUUAAGGGAACAUUUAGAGAUGAUAGAGAGAUCCGUUUUGGAGGCCCAUAACGUCAAAUCCUUCCACAUUGUGGCCCAUUCAUUGGGUUGCAUUUUGGCACUCGCACUUGCUGUCAAACACCCCCAUUCCGUCAAGUCGCUCACCUUGCUUGCCCCGCCAUUCUACCCAGUACCCAAGGGUGAAGCGCAGGCCACACAGUAUGUGAUGAGAAAAGUUGCUCCGAGGCGCGUGUGGCCACCCAUGGCGUUUGGCGCGUCGUUGGCGUGCUGGUACGAACACAUAUCAAGAGUGAUUUGCUUGCUUAUCUGCAAAAACCACCGUAUUUGGGAAUUUAUAGCCAAACUCGUCACUCGAAACAGAGUGAGGACGUUCUUGCUGGAAGGGUUCUUCAGCCAUACGCACAAUGCAGCGUGGCAUACCCUACACAAUAUCAUAUGUGGAACUGCUGGUAAAAUAGGAAGCUACUUGGAUGCUGUGAGAGAAAACCCAAAAUGCAAAGUGACCAUCUUCCAUGGGAGAAAGGACGAAGUCAUACCAGUAGAAUGCAGCUAUGAGGUUCAAAAACGGAUUCCACGUGCGAAAGUCAGAGUUAUCGACAACAAAGACCACAUAACUAUUGUUGUUGGAAGACAGAAAGCCUUUGCUAGAGAGCUUGAAGACAUUUGGAACAGCACCAAACAAAACUAGAUAAAUAUUAAUAUUAAUAUAUAUAAAAAUAUAUAUAUAUAUAUACAUAAUUAUGCUGCAUGUCGUGUCAAUGGUCUUACGACGAGUGGUAGCUACUGGAUUAAAUUUGUGUUUAAAGUUUACCUGUGCCAACUCAAGUGUUGCUGUAUCUUUCACUGUAACAAACAAAUCUGUCUAUUUAACAUGUUUGGAUGUUUGGAUUCUAAACCAAAGAGAAGAGAAACUUCAAUAAAACUUUUAUAUCCAACUA